Molecule: messenger RNA, 3894 nt
Organism: Danio aesculapii
Lineage: Eukaryota; Metazoa; Chordata; Actinopteri; Cypriniformes; Danionidae
Product: trichohyalin-like
Exons: 24
Coding region: 202-3894 (1230 amino acids)
Molecular function (GO): protein binding
Source: RefSeq, a predicted model, not a curated record
UCCGGUGUGGUUGCCGUGAUGGAGACGCGGCGCUUCUGCUGUUGAACUUUCUGUAUUAAUUAAAUAAAAUCCUUCAUUAUCUCAUUAAUUAAUCAGUGUAGUGCUGCAGAAACACAGAGAUGAGUGUCGAGCUGAAGGCGUAACUCAGGCUCGUAACCGCCCCACUACGCGCGCUCCCGCCACACCGCCGCCGCCGUUACCAUGGCGACCACGGGGCUGCGCAUCGGCGAUCAGCUGGUGCUGGAGGAGGAUUAUGAUGAGAGCUACAUCCCAUCAGAGCAAGAGAUCCACGAGUAUGCUCUGGAGAUCGGCAUUGACCCGCAGCGGGAGCCGGAGCUGCUCUGGUUGGCCAGAGAGGGGAUGGUGGCGCCGCUACCGGCUGAGUGGAAACCAUGUCAGGACGUGACGGGCGAGGUCUACUACUUUAACUUCUCCACGGGUCAGUCCACAUGGGAUCACCCGUGUGAUGAGCAGUACAGGCAGCUGGUGCAGCAGGAGCGCGAGCGCACACACACACACACCGGCAGAGCCGCUCCCAGCACCAACAUCUGCAGCAGCAGCAGCGGAGCACCACAGAAGAAGAAGAAGAAGAAGAAGGAGGAGAAGGAGAAGAGGGACAAGAAGAAGGAGAAGAAGAGAGAGACUGAGGGAGCCAGAGCUGCGGGAGCGUUGGCUCCUCUGGCUCCUCUCCGCGGUCUCUCUGACUCUGCCGUCGCUCCUCUUCGUGCUCCUCUGGGUGUGUCCUCUGGCCUGCAGCCAAUCAGAGCCACUCUCGGGGCUCCUGUGUCAAGCGCCUCUGCUGUCAGGAGUGUUCAGGAUGAGGAAGAGGAGGACAUCUCAGAGGAAGAGAGGCCUCAGGAUUCAGCUGGGCUGCUGAAGAAUCUCCAUCUGGAUCUGGAUGCUCUCGGAGCCGGACUGCAGUAUGAGGACAGUGAGGUCAGUGGGACGGUUCCUCCUGAAGAAAGAACAGAACCUGAACUGCAGGAUUUGGCCUUAUCGAGGGAUCACAGCGCAGAGCCGCCUUCAGAGGACUCGGUGUGCGGUCGACACGUGCGCUCCUCAGCUCUGGGCGCUUCAGUGGAGGAGAGAUUCAGCCUUUCAGGAGAAGAGAAGAAACAGACAGACGAACAGAUGAGUGAUGGAGAAGAGAAGAAACAGACAGAAGAACAGAUGAGUGAUGGAGAAGAGGAGAAAGGAGAGAGCGAUGAGCAGAUGGAGAGAUUCAGCCUUUCAGAAGAGGAGAAACAGAUGGAGGACGAGAACGGACAGAUCAGAGAAGAAGAGAAACUAGAUGAGCAGAUGGAGAGAUUCAGCAGUCCUGAGGAGGAGAUAAAACAGACGGAAGAAGAGAAAGAAGAGAGGGAUGAAGUUGAUGAGGAGGAGAAACAACAGACAGAGGAGAAAACAGAAGAAGAGAGAGAACAGACGGAGGGUAAUAAUGGAGAAGAGGAGAAUGAUGAACAGAUGGAGAGAUUCAGCAGUCCUGAAGAAGAGAAACAGAUGGAGGAGGAGAGAGAUCAGAUGGAGAGUAAAGGUGAUGGAGGACAGGAGAAAGAAGAGAGGGAUGAAGUUGAUGAACAGAUAGAGAGAUUCAGCAGUCCUGAAGAAGAGAAACAGACGGAGGAGAAGAGAAAAGAGGAGGAGAACGGACAGAUCAGAGAAGAAGAGAAGCAGGAGAGUGAUGAACAGAUGGAGAGAUUGGAGGAGAUAAAACAGACAGAUGAACAGAUGAAUGAUGGAAAUGGAGGAGAGGAGAGUGGACAGAUCAGAGAAGAGGAGAAAGAAGAGAGUGAUGACGUUGAUGAGCAGAUAGAGAGAUUCAGCAGUCCUGAAGAAGAGAAACAGACGGAGGAGAAGAGAAAAGAGGAGGAGAACGGACAGAUCAGAGAAGAAGAACAGGCAGCUGAUUUACAGCCACUGGAGGAGGAAGACAAGAGAGAGGGAAUAGAGGAAGAGCAGACAGAGGAGGACAAAGAUGAGGAAGAACAGAGAGAGAGAGAUGGAGAAGAGAGAGAGAGAAGCGGAGGGCAGAUCUUUCACUCUAACAGUGCUCCUAAAGCAGGGAAGUUUGUGCCUCAGUGGAGCCCAGUGCGCAGCGAGGAGUCUGAGGUCGUUGAAGAAGCAGCAGCGUCGCUCUCAUCCACUGAUCAUGUGCAGGCUGGUUUUCGCUCCAAACUCUCAGAGAAUGUGUUUGAUCUGCUGGAUCUGUCACCUGCUGUGGAAGUGGACGGUGAGGCAGAUGUGGACAGCUGUGUGGACGGCUCUGACUCUGCAGACAGGCGUCUGCUGGAUAAUGUGACGUCAGCACACACACUACCGUCACGCUCGCAGACCUCCACACCAGCAGAACACACAGAUCAUGAGGAGGAGAAGAGGAGAGAGGAGGAGGAGGAGAGAGAGAUGAAGAGGAGGAUAGAGGAGGAGAUGGAGAUGAAGAAACGAGAAGAGGAGAAGAAGAGGAGACGAGAGGAAGAGGAGAAAGAGAUGAAAAGAGAAGAAGAGGAGAGGAGAAGAAGAGAGGAAGAGGAGCGGGAGAUGAAGAGGAAAGAGGAAGAGGAGAAGAAGAGGAGACGAGAGGAAGAGGAGGAGCUGGAGAAACACAAGCAUGAAGAGAAGAAGAGGAGAGAGGAGGAGGAGGAGAGGAGGAUGAAGGAGGAGAGCGCUGAGCAGCUGAGGAUUCUGAAGGAGCAGAUACUAAAGAGGAGACUAGAUGAGGAAGAGAGAAUGAACAACGACACACACACACAACUACAACAGCUCAGGAUUGAGAAUGAGCUAAAGCUGCAGGAGCUGCGCUCAGAGCUGGAGGCGGAGCGACAGAGGGUGGAGACUCAGAGGAGGCGUGACCUAAUGCGCCUGAGGGAGGAGUCAGAGGAGGAGCUUCAGGAAGAGAGGAGGCGGCUGCAGGAGAACAAGGAGGAGCAGCUGAGAACUAUCAGACUACAGGCUGCAGUGAGUGACGUACAGAAGGACAUCAGGAGUCCACGACCAGAACAACCUUUAGCAGAGUACCAGAGAGAGCUGACAGAUGUGCUGCAGGAAGUUCGGCAGGAAGUGGAGCGAGAACACAGGAGGAAACUAGAACAACUGAAAGAGGAACAUCAGCACGAGCUGCAGAACCUCAGAGACACACACCUGGAGAAGGAGAGCAGAGAGAGAGCGCGUCUGCUGAAUUCUCUUCAGGAGGAGAGAGACGCUCUGAUCACCAAACACACAACACAACUACACAAACUGCAGAACACACUGGACACACAACUGGAGGAGAUGCGCAGGACACACUCACAGAAGGAGGCGGAGCUCCAGGAGUGGAAGGAGGAGCUGGAGAGACGAGGCAGAGAACUGCAAACCCAAGAGGCGGAGCUGCAGACAAAGGCAGCAGAUCUGAGGAGGAGGAGAAAGCAGCUGUGUGAAGAAGAGGAGGAGGUGCAGUCUCUCCCAGCACUGUUGCAGCAGUGUGUUAGUCUGCGUGAGGAUCUGGAGCGAGCGAGAGCUGAUCUACACACAGAGAGGCAGGAGAGAGAGAGACAGAGACUGGAGACACACACACUGAUGGAGGAGCGCCAGAAGCUGGAGGAGAGAGUCAGUGCGCUGCAGCAGGGCAGUAGUGUUCUCCAUCAUCAGGGCGCAGCAGCAGUGCAGCAGCACCAGAGCAGCAGGGUGGAGGAUCAGAUGAGGAUGGAGGAUCUGGAGGAACCAGUGGAGCGACCAGCAGAUGCCAGCGACACCAGCAUAGACCAGGCUCGUCAGUUUCUGGAGCGGCAGAGUGUGUACAUGACGGACAGACAGGCAGCGCUGCGGGCAGCUCACAGCACUCUGAAGGACCCCGCCACACUGUCCAGCAGCACACAGCAGCACUACCACAACCUGCAACAGUCAUGCGUGAUCUUUUUGUAA